Epinephelus fuscoguttatus (brown-marbled grouper) is the source of this 6413-nucleotide messenger RNA. It is a transcript of the gene epha3, whose product is annotated as eph receptor A3. Gene Ontology annotation, biological process: cell surface receptor protein tyrosine kinase signaling pathway; axon guidance; protein phosphorylation. Gene Ontology annotation, molecular function: transmembrane-ephrin receptor activity; ATP binding; protein binding. Lineage: Eukaryota; Metazoa; Chordata; Actinopteri; Perciformes; Serranidae. The record is from RefSeq and is a predicted model, not a curated record. Gene Ontology annotation, cellular component: neuron projection; plasma membrane. Bases 80 to 3040 code for a protein of 986 amino acids. The transcript is spliced from 18 exons.
GGGAGAAAGCUGAGUGGAGAGAAGACGCUCUCAGAUCAGUCAGUGGCUUCAUGGAGUUAUGUACCUCUGAUCCGCCGCCAUGGAUUGCAAUCCGCGAUCACUCCUUUUCAUUUUACCUCUUUUGUUGUCCUGCGUUGCUCCUGCGUUUCCCAUCAUCUACCCCCCUAAUGAAGUCAACCUAUUAGACUCUAAAGCAAGCCAAGGGGAGCUAGGAUGGAUUUCCUACCCAUCGCAUGGGUGGGAGGAGAUCAGUGGGGUGGAUGAGCACUACACUCCCAUCCGGACCUUCCAGGUCUGCAAUGUGAUGGAGUACAGCCAGAACAACUGGCUCCGCACCAACUGGAUCCCUCGCCAGUCGGCCCAGAAGAUCUACGUGGAGCUGAAGUUCACCCUCAGGGACUGCAACUCCAUCCCGCUGGUGUUAGGCACCUGCAAGGAGACCUUCAACCUCCUCUACCUGGAGACAGACGACGACCAGGGUAGCCACUUCAGAGAACACCAGUUCACUAAGAUCGACACCAUCGCUGCUGAUGAGAGUUUCACCCAAAUGGACCUCGGAGAUCGCAUCCUAAAGCUCAACACUGAGGUGCGCGAGGUGGGUCCCAUGACCAAGAAGGGCUUCUACCUGGCGUUCCAGGACGUGGGUGCCUGUGUAGCUUUAGUUUCAGUGAGGGUUUACUUCAAGAAGUGCCCGCACACUGUGAGGAAUCUGGCCUCCUUCCCUGAUACGGUGCCCAUGGACUCCCAGUCGCUGGUGGAGGUCAAAGGCUCAUGUGUCAAUCACUCCAAAGAGGAGGAGCCGCCGCGAAUGUACUGCAGCACAGAGGGAGAGUGGCUCGUGCCUAUUGGGAAGUGUCUAUGUAACCCCGGGUACGAGGAGAGAAGCAACACCUGCCAAAUGUGCAGGGCCGGCUUCUAUAAAUCCACGCUCGGAAAUAUGGAGUGCUCAAAGUGUCCGCCUCAUAGCUUCUCUCACCAUGAGGGGUCGCUGCACUGUGGCUGUGAGAAAAACUACUUCCGUGCUGAAGGGGACCCCGCCUCCAUGGCCUGUACCCGCCCCCCUUCAGCUCCUCGCAAUGUGAUCUCUUCCAUCAACGAGACCUCAGUAAUUCUGGACUGGAGCUGGCCGGAAGACACCGGUGGGCGCAGGGACAUCACCUUCACCGUCCUCUGCAAACGCUGCCGCGGCGGGGCUGCUAACGGCAGUAACGGUGGCAACCAGCGUUGCGAGCCUUGCCGGAGCAACGUUCACUUCCUGCCAAGAGCCACAGGUCUCCACAACACCACGGUGACUGUGGGCGACUUGCUUGCCCACACUAACUACACCUUCGAGAUCGAAGCGCUAAACGGUGUGUCAUCGCUGGCACCCAAGAUGAGGCAGUACGCCGCCGUCACCAUCACUACCAACCAAGCUGCUCCCUCCCCGGUAACGGUGAUCAAAAAGGAGAAGACGUCUCGAAACAGCGUCUCCCUGUCCUGGCAGCAGCCGGAAAGACCCAAUGGCAUUAUCCUCGAUUAUGAGAUCAAAUACUACGAAAAGGAGGAGCAGGAGACCAGCUACACCAUCCUUCGUGCUCGGGGCUGUAAUGUGACUCUGAAUGGUCUGAAGCCCAACACCGCCUACCUGCUGCAGAUUAGAGCUCGGACCGCUGCUGGAUAUGGAGCCAGCAGCCCCAGUUUCCAGUUUGAGACCAGCCCCGACUCAGCCUUCUCUAUCUCCAGUGAGAGCAGCCAGGUGGUUCUGAUCGCCAUUUCCUCCGCUGUGGCCAUCAUCCUGCUCACUGUGCUGCUCUACGUCCUGAUUGGCAGGUUUUGUUGCCACAGUAAAUCCAAACAUCCUGAUGAAAAAAGACUGCACUUUGGCAACGGCCACUUGCGUCUGCCGGGUAUCAGGACCUACGUGGACCCCCACACGUACGAGGAUCCGAGCCAGGCUGUGCAUGAGUUUGCAAAGGAGCUGGAUGCCUCCUGCAUCGCCAUCGACAAAGUGGUGGGAGCAGGUGAGUUUGGCGAGGUGUGCAGUGGUCGCCUGAAGCUGCCCAGCAAGAAGGAGAUCUGUGUGGCCAUCAAGACUCUGAAAGGAGGAUACACAGACAAGCAGAGGCGGGACUUCCUUGCUGAGGCGUCAAUCAUGGGACAGUUUGACCACCCCAACAUCAUCAGGCUGGAGGGGGUGGUAACACGCAGUAAACCCGUCAUGAUUGUCACAGAAUACAUGGAGAACGGAUCCCUGGACAGUUUCUUGAGAAAGCACGAUGCCCAGUUUACAGGCAUCCAGUUGGUCGGCAUGCUGCGUGGCAUCGCCUCGGGCAUGAAGUACCUGUCAGACAUGGGCUACGUUCACCGAGACCUGGCAGCUCGAAACAUCCUGGUCAACAGCAACCUGGUGUGUAAAGUGUCAGACUUUGGCUUGUCCCGAGUCCUGGAGGACGACCCGGAGGCUGCUUACACCACCAGGGGAGGUAAGAUCCCCAUCCGGUGGACCGCUCCCGAGGCUAUUGCCUACAGGAAGUUUACAUCAGCCAGUGAUGCUUGGAGUUACGGCAUUGUGCUCUGGGAAGUGAUGUCAUAUGGGGAACGGCCAUAUUGGGAGAUGUCCAAUCAGGAUGUAAUAAAGGCUGUAGAUGAAGGAUAUCGCCUCCCCCCACCCAUGGAUUGCCCGGCUACCCUCUACCAGCUGAUGUUGGACUGCUGGCAGAAAGAGAGGAACAACCGGCCUAAGUUUGAACAGAUUGUCAGCAUCCUGGAUAAACUCAUCCGUAACCCCGGUAGCCUCAAAAUCACGGCCAACACCACUUCCAGGCCAGCCAACUUGUUGUUGGACAGGAGCAGUUCAGAGGUUCCCGCGAUGGGGACGCUGGGUGACUGGAUGGAUGGAAUGAGGACCUUGCCCUGCAAAGAGGCCUUCUCUGGGGUCAGCUACAGCUCCUGUGACACCCUGGCCAAGACCUCCACCGAUAGAGUGGUUCUGACGGAGGUCCACGUCACACCGGCCACUUGCCCAGAAUGGGAGCCGUCCAUGGGAAUCACCACUCUCUAACGCCCAGCUCCUCUCCGCCUCCUCAGGCUCUGGAUGGGAUCUGAAAAAGGUUGGUGUGACUAUCGUAGGACCGCAGAAGAAGAUCGUGAGCAGCCUCAAAGCCCUAGAUUCCCACACCAAGAAUGGCCCAGUACCUGUUUAAGAAAUGAACUCAGCAAGUUAAAAGAACCAGAGACUCGUCUGUCGAUGUGGUUGCUAAUCACAGUCUAACACAGUGGCUUCAUAUGUAAACUGAAAACGGAUGGAAAUGAAGGAAAAAUAUAUGAUCGAAAUGAGGGCUUUUGUUGUUUCGUUGAAAGACAAUAUCAAGUCCUGACAGAGAAACGGGAAAGAGUUCAGUGCAGACCUGCCAGCUCGUUAACUGGCUGACUCUUCGACCCUCUGUCCCUCCAUGCCCAAGUUGAGAUGCCUUACAGACAAAUAGGGGGGUUAGAGAGAGCAGAGGAAAGCCAAGGAGGUCAAGGAGACCUGCCUAGGGAUACAAAAUGGGACAGGACUGGGAUACAGGGCAAGGACUGGACUAACAUAAAGCCGGAGCUCUCCAAUAUUGGCUACGCUGGACAGCAUAGCCUUCCCUUUACAGCAAAAAGGGGACAGGCAUGCUCAAAGUCUCCUCCCUCCACGCCUGACUAGGCAGCCUGUGGAACGAGGCAGUGAAAUGGUGUGUAGAAGAGCACGGCAGACAGCAGCAGCUCACCCGGAUGUGGACCCUUCCUGGACUAAUGAGGUCUGAUGCGUGAGAUUUUGUCAUAACUACCUACAUUUACUGUCUCUAUCCAUGAGAGAACUGAGCUGGUUAUGGACACGCCUAGACGUUAACCGAGCCGUUUUACUCUGUAGCUCUAACUCUAUAGCAUUUGCAUUCAGUAGACAUGUCACAUAAAAGCAAUAAUUAUGAUAAUCAGUUAAAUAGUCUCAUUGUUCGGAAGCCAUGAGUCUGUCACAUGUACAAUGUAUUGAACGCUGUGCUUUGAAGGUACAGGGGCCAUUACACACUUCACACACAGAAUUUUCUUUAUGGGGACAUCUAUGUUCUAUGUGCUUAUGAACAGAUAUUGUACAGUUAUAGUGCCGUUCCCUCAACCCAAUGCCCUUUGUGUGAAAUCUCAGGAUGUAUACGUUAUUCGUUGUAUUUUCUCUAACAAGGGGAAACAGACAGAGGGAAUGGAGCAGUGCCAGGAACUGAGGGCGCAGGUUAAGAAAGACAGAAAAUAGAAACUGUAAGAGAGAAUUUUAUGAGAGGAAAAAGAGAAUCUAUGAUGAAGUAGUGUCUUUCAGGCCUCUGCUUCAAACAUUGUUGUUGUGUUGCGGAAGUGUUUUAAACUAGAAGAGUUUGUACUUGAGUUUCUUCAGGUAAGGCAAGUUAGCAUCAUCAACCCCACACAACAUCAGGUAUCAUUUUCUUUCCAAGGAGUGGGAUUUGUUCUGUGAUCAGUCACCUGUUUCCAAUAAUAUCAGCCCAUGAAAUGGCUGUUAUCAGUUAUUAUCACUCCCAUGAUAAUACUUCAGAUGGAGCAAACUGCAGUAACCAUUAGGCCAGAACAUGCAUAUCAGUGUUGUGAAGUUAGUUAGUUUUCACUUUCGUUAGGUUUAGGCACCAAAAGUACUUGGAAAGAGAUUAUGAUUUGGGUUGAAGUAAGUACAUUAGUUAUGUAACUUAAGCUACAAACAUAAGUUACCUUACGUUUUGUACUUGAAUACCUAUGUAACUUAGAAAAAAAGGGAAACUUUUGGUUUCGCCUGGGACAUAAAGAGCAGUCUCCCAGGUGAAAUGUCUUACAUAUCUUUGAGCCAUCCAUCCACCCUAUCGUCCUCCCUACACAGAUUUUAUCUCUCUUCAGACUAUGUCACCUGUCUUCCUCCUUUGCUCCUGUCAUAAUUACUAUGGCCACCUAACAUUAAACAUAAAUAUAAGAGGUAGAGUAGAGCCAUAGCUCCUCAAAUCUAUGCUACCAAUGACAACUGAUAAAGGCCAUUUAAUGGGCUGAUAGCAUUCAAACUAGGCGGAUCUGUUCACAAGGUUGAGAUCAACACUGCUGAUCCGAGGGUGUUGUAAUAUUGCUUUAGUCUGAGUCCAUAACUUAUUAACAAGAGCCAUGUGGGAUCUGAAAAAAUGCUAUUAAAAAGAACUUUAUCCUAGUUUGAAAUUAAUCCAUAAACCCUGGUGUGUUUAACACAAAAUGUAGAGUGCCUCCUCUAGUUGGGUUGGAUCAUGGUGGCAUCAUCAAGCAAAAAAAAAAGCCCCUGUUUUGAUUUACUUUCAACAAAGUCUUGGUCUUUUUUCUAUGUUUUCAAAGGGGUAUGAGGUUUUCUCAUCACUGCCCUAAACUAACAAUGUGUGAAAAUGCCCUGAAAGAGAUGCAACACGUCCAAUAAAUGAUUGCUUUCUGAGAUACUUUCUAAUACAAUAUAUUUCAACGAUGGGAUUUCCUAAAGGCACCUUAGAACUUAGAGGGUCUUUGUACUAUGAAGUACAGACUUAUAGAUAUUAGUCUCUUGCUUUGAUGUCACCCAGUCAGUCCCUCAGCGCAACACAUACCCAGUAUUUCUAAACUGGCACUUUGGUACUUUGUGCUGUCGGAUGGGUGACAUUUAACCACGAGGGUGCUAUCUGAAGCUUUUUCCAAGCACUUAGUACACACUAUUUGAGCACUUUGAAUGGAAAUGGUAUUGCCUUGGCUAUAAACUAAGUUUACCUAAUGGAAAGGAGUGAUGUUGGUGCUUUUGGGAAACCCGUCCCUGUACAGUGCGUCAGUCGGUCCUCUGUUACUUGGUCUACCUGUGGAUGCUGCUGUUGCUGCUAUGUGUUCUAAUUAGCAUGUACAUAAUGUAAACCAUCGUAAUGAUAGCAACUAGCGCUACAGAUCCCACUAUAUGUACAUGGCCAUCCCUCUUUGUACAAAUGUUUGUAUGUAUAAAAGAAUAAAUAAAAAAUGUGCAACAUUUUUAAUUAAAAAAGAGACAAAAAUCAUCUGUAUUAUAUUUUAUCUUAUGUUGAAUUAUAUUUGUCUGCUUUGUUUGUUUUUCUUUUCUACAAUAAAAAGGCAAUUAUGAUUACAUUAUUAUUUAUUUGUUAACAUUAUGCAGCGCAAUGUUGAUGGAUUUUUUUGUAGCAUACAGUAAAUUAUGUGGCAGUGCUAUCUGUGUUUUGGUUUUUGACUUACUUUAUAAACCUGGGACAUCUGAGAGAGCAAUACUGUUAUGCACCCUAUAUCCAGAUCCCUCAUUUUCUGUCUCAAGACUGACCCGUGUGUCUGUGUGAGAGUUUACGUGUGCAAAUGUAGAUGGCCUUGUCUACUAAUGUAAAAUGAUUUGUAGUGGAAACAUUUAUAUUUUUAUAAUAAAUAUUCGCAAAAUAUUUUCCAAAAAAAUG